Aspergillus ruber CBS 135680 is the source of this 345-nucleotide messenger RNA. RefSeq lists its product as uncharacterized. The transcript has a single exon. The record is from RefSeq and is a predicted model, not a curated record. Bases 1 to 345 code for a protein of 114 amino acids. Lineage: Eukaryota; Fungi; Ascomycota; Eurotiomycetes; Eurotiales; Aspergillaceae.
AUGUCCUCCGACAAGAUCCCAGACCGCUACAAGCUCAUCUUUUACACCCCGCACUCCCAUCUCGAACCGUGCAAGGAAGCCGUCUUCGCGGCCGGCGCUGGCGUCUUCUCCGGAGGGAAAUACUCCAAGUGUUGUUUUCAGAUGCCCGGCCAGGGACAGUUCCAGCCGGGUGAUGGUGCGAAUCCGGCGAUUGGAUCUGUGGGUGCCCUGGAGUAUGUUGAGGAGAUGAAGGUUGAGGUUAUGUGUGUGGGGAGGUCAAUUAUGCUGAAGGCUGUGGAGGAGUUGAUUAAGGCGCAUCCAUAUGAGGAGGUUGCGUAUGAGGUGUAUAAGAUGGAGAAUGUUUAG